AUGGGAGAGGCAGGUGAGCCUCCCGCUUUGGCUGACGAUGUGCAAUGUCGUUUGGUCGAAGAAAUGGAGGAGGAAGUGGAGGAGGAGGAGGAGGAAGAGGAGGAGGAGGAGGAGGAGGAGGAGGAGGAGGAGGAGGAGGAAACAGGGAUGGGGAGGGAACAAAGUAUGAUGGGUGGUGGGUGGAUGACAGGCCGGCCUUGA
Drechmeria coniospora is the source of this 201-nucleotide messenger RNA. RefSeq lists its product as uncharacterized. Lineage: Eukaryota; Fungi; Ascomycota; Sordariomycetes; Hypocreales; Ophiocordycipitaceae. The record is from RefSeq and is a predicted model, not a curated record. The transcript has a single exon. Bases 1 to 201 code for a protein of 66 amino acids.